GUUUCUGACUAUUUUGCCUGAUGUCUUUCUGGGCUCAGGAUUUAUCCUUAAAAGAUGUUUUUCAGAGUAUCAGUAAAAAUUUAUAUUUACAUAAUUUAGCUGAUUAUUCCUUACCACAUAAGAAAUAUUGUAAACUGAGAAAAUGAAAUUCUAGAAAUCAAAACCAUUGUUCAGUAAGUUUCAGGGCUUUAGCUAAAUAAAUAUCAGGAGGUCAGCCUCUAUUUUGGAAUAACUUAAGUAUAUUCCUUUAAACUGGCAGUAAUAGAUUAGACACAUGCAUAUUUGUUCAGUGCAGUGUUUGCAAAGUGCUGACCAUAUGCCAAGUUAUGGACCAUGAGAGAUGUGAAGAUGAGUAUGAAUUGUGUGUUUUUUUUUUUAGUUAGAGAGUUUAGAUCCAAGUGGAGGCAGACAGACUUGAAUGAGUAACCAAAAUACCAGUCAGAAUUUAAUUAGUGCUGCAGUGCAGGUAAAAUGAACUGCUUAUUUCCACGCUGUUCCCAUUUUUCAGUGUUGUGACAGACUGCUGCACAGACCCUAAUGGAUUUUCUGUCUUGUGGGGUUUUGGUUGUUUGUUUUUGUUUUUUUCAACCUUUUAAAGCCUGCUGUGGAAAAUUCACGUGAUUAAAAUGGUUUCGCUAGUGGAUUGGGGUACUGUAUGCCUUUAGCAAUACCGAAUUUUCCACUAGCAACCUCAAGAUAAUUGAGAAAAGUAAAUGACGAUGUUGACUUGGUUUAAAUCAUUUUGUUUAUUUUGUUUCUCUUUCUCCAGUCUCCUUCAAAAAAUCAUUGGUUUCUUCAUAUAAAACAGACUUAAAUUCAGUGUUUUAAAUUCACCUCAUUUGCAGAUGCUAUUUCUUGGUACCCUUCAUUCAGACAUUUCCAUGCUGUACAGAUAUUUAUCCUUGCAAAUAUCCUGUUUGAUGGGCAGGUGAAAAUAUUAUCUCUGUCUUAGAAGAGGAGGAAAUUGUGGCACGGGGAUUUUGUGAUUUAUUCGGAGUUCAAUAAAGGAGAUAGAACUAGGAUUAUAUACAGGAUGAGGAAGUCAAUAUUGGAGAUCUGGUGCCAAGUCUGGUGUACAGUUUCUUAGGCCGUACUGUUCCUGUAUUUCCCCCAAGCCUUGUUUCUUCUGCCACAAAAACCCUCAACUCUUUCAUCUCUACCCAUCUAACCCCUAAUUGCAACUGUGAUCCAUCCUUCUGAAGUAAGUGAUUCUGUGAGGUAACAGUAUGACUAAAUAUACUGAGAAGCUCGAAGAGAUUAAGAAAAAUUAUAGAUACAAAAAAGAUGAGCUUUUCAAGAGACUAAAAGUUACAACUUUUGCCCAGCUGAUCAUCCAAGUUGCUUCCCUCUCUGAUCAAACACUGGAAGUGACAGCUGAGGAGAUUCAAAGGCUGGAAGACAAUGAUUCUGCAGCUUCAGACCCUGAUGCUGAAACCACUGCCAGGACUAACGGGAAAGGAAAUCCAGGUGAGCAGUCGCCGAGCCCUGAGCAGCUCAUAAACAACGCGGGAGCAGGGGACUCCAGCCGCUCAACCCUUCAGAGUGUCAUCAGUGGUGUUGGGGAACUGGAUCUAGACAAAGGGCCAGUGAAGAAAGCAGAGCCCAAUACCAAAGACAAACCUUAUCCUGACUGCCCCUUCCUGCUGCUAGAUGUGCGUGAUAGAGAUUCUUACCAGCAGUGCCACAUUGUUGGAGCUUACAGUUACCCAAUUGCAACUCUGUCUAGAACAAUGAACCCUUAUUCAAAUGAUAUUCUUGAAUAUAAAAAUGCCCAUGGUAAGAUCAUCAUUCUGUAUGACGACGAUGAAAGGCUGGCCAGUCAGGCAGCCACCACCAUGUGCGAGCGUGGAUUUGAAAACCUCUUCAUGCUUUCUGGAGGUCUAAAAGUCUUAGCUCAGAAAUUCCCGGAAGGACUGAUUACUGGUUCCCUGCCAGCGUCUUGCCAGCAGGCCCUUCCUCCUGGUUCUGCCCGGAAACGAUCCAGCCCCAAAGUGCCACCCCUACCAGCUGAGAAUAAAUGGAGAUUUACCCCAGAAGACUUAAAAAAGAUAGAAUAUUAUCUGGAAGAGGAGCAAGGGCCUGCAGAUCAUCCUAGCCGACUGAACCAAGCUAACUCCUCCGGAAGAGACUCUAAGGUGCCUGGUGCCCGAAGCACUCAGAAUCUGCCUGGCGGGGGCCCUGCCAGCCAUUCAAACCCCCGCUCCCUCAGCAGUGGCCACCUGCAAGGCAAACCCUGGAAGUAAAGACUUUGUCUCACUUAGGCAAAUAAAUGUUUUUCCUCUUUUCAGAACCCCUGAGCAUUUCCCAAGUUGGGUCAUUUCCAGAAACUUCUGCAGAGGAAAAGACCAUGACCUACGUAUGGGAUAGGCCCUCUUCCCUCUCCCUAUCUCCAGUUCCUCUCCCCUCCGGAGGCCACCUCGAGAAGAAUUUUGACAGGUGACCACAAAAACCAGAGGCGUGACAGGCUCUAGUGUCCUCCCUGUUGUUUACAGCAUAUUUAAGUCUUGUGAAACUGUAUAGGAAAAAAGGAUCUAAGUUUUUAGUUUUUUUUGUUUUUUUUUUUUUUUUUAAUAAGGUUCAGCUUGUUGGGUAUCUCUUCAUUGUUUUGUAAAUAGUUCAGUCACAUCCGCCCAUGUGCCCCUCCUGACCACCUUUUCGUUCACUGUUCUUGACUUCAUGAAGGCUUCUCUUUGCAGUCUUGAUGUGAGAAGCUGUUUCCAGGGGUGCAGAUGAGCCUUAGGUUCCAGCCGCCUGCAGGCCCCACCCCAACGGACUCACUCGGCAAGGAGCUCUCUGCCUAGCAUACUGCAGGCCCUAUUUUGAGUAUGGAAGCCAGUGCCUGUGUGCAUCGCUCAAAUUGAAGAUGAGGAGAGUAGCUGUACACUCACUGAAUGCUCCCCCUUAUUAGAUACUUUCCUGGAGCCAGAAAGGUGUGCAUGUGGGCGUCUUCACACCGGGGAGGAGGGCCUCUCAUAGGAAAGCCCUGGCCACCACACCCUUGAAGCCCACCAAAGCGGCCCUCACUUGUGGUCAGUAUAUCAGUUUUAAUGCCCAUUUCCCAGCUUCAGUCCAUCCAUGUUAGAUGGAUAGAAAUUAUGGCCACUUGAAAAUACCAGCUUUGGUUGGACAACUGUGGACACACAAGGUGAAGAGAACUCCGAAGUCCUUUCUCAGGGCUGACAGCCUCGUAAGCCCUUGCUUAGAAAUACAGUAUUAGUCUAAUUGAGUAAUUAGUGCAAUUUCCUGCUUACUUUUCAUUCUCAUGACUGAACUGUGAUUAGGAAGUUGUGAUUAUAGAUUCUGGUUUUGGCCGGAAUUUUGAAUCAGCAUUAAUUGAAUUGCUAAAUGACUGACAUUCAUUCCAUUUAAUUGGGGGAACAAAAGGCCUCAGGUAAGGAUGAGAAACUCUGAAAUCAGAUGGAAAAGAGCCGUGUUAAUUUUUAUGGUCUGUGAUCGUAGCUGUGAUAAGGGACUGAGGAAUAAAUUGUGCUCUUUGUCAUGGCAACCAGCUUCUGAAAAGCCAGCUGAAAAUUGCCUGUCCUGCUGGUAACUGCUACAGGGUAAGAUUUGCCUUAACAGUACUAUUUUCUCGCCACAAAAAAAAAAAAGAAAUGCACCACAGUAUUUCUAGCAUGGGGGCUGUGUUUGUAUGAGAAAUAAACGUAAUAAAUAUCUCAUAAAGACAUAUGGAAAAAUAACUUUCAGAUUCAACCCAGUUCUGUUUUAGAGUGUGUUUAUUCUUCUCUACUUGAUUUCCAAAGCGCAACAUUUUCCGAUGCUUUAGAAAUCAAACAAACCAGGAACAUUGUUCAGAUGUCAAGCCGUGCCCAAUUUUCCACAAGAUUCAAGAAUCUUGUAUAAAAUUCAGCCAACGUACACAUAGCUUUAAUGAGGAGUCUGUCAUGUUUCCCCAUAAAUUUAUUGCCUGAGAACUUAGUUCAGGCUUUGCUAAUGCCAAAAUGCUCUGGCUUUGUAUUUUCUUUACAGCGUAGAUAGAAAAAUGCACAUUUUUCCACAUUCAACUUUCCCCUAGCAUGGACAAGAUUUUCAGCCAUUUUUGCCACAUAUACGUUUUAAGGAAAAAAUAUUUUUCUCUGUAACAAAGUUCUAGUUAUGCCGUUUUAAAGGUGACUUGUCAGGAGUUGAGACUUCCCUGCCGCAUUCUGUUUUGAAAGUAAAUGGUCUCCCUCCUUGUUCCGAUUCUGCAUUCCCAUCGUCAACUUUGGAGUGUUGGAAACCACUGUAUAUAUGUGGAAAGCCAGGUCAGCCAGACCUAUUAGAACUGGUGUGCACUCACCUGAGAGAUCUGGCGGGUUGAAUAUAUUUGUGUGUAUUUCUCCAUAGUGCUUGCUUUACCCUGUUGGUAAGGAUUUUAAAUAACCAUGCUGAAAAGAGCUGUUCUAAUUCUGCACUUUGCAUGUUAAAUGUUAAUAUCAAACAUUCUUUAUGUGCUCGAGGUAUUGCUUUUUACAUUGCUUUACCAGUUUCUUCAUUAGAUUAAUUGACAUGUAUUAUUUAAAUGACCAGUGAUGCUUUGUGCAAUUAUGAAUGUUGAAGAUUAAAGUACAUAGUUACUAAUUUGUCGUUUGCUAUGAAUACGCUGAAAACUGCCAACUUCUCUCUUCUUUUCUGUCGAGAUGAUUUGGGGAGCCACAGGAGACUGGUGUGAUUUUUGCUGCAUCUCCUAGAAAAGCAUUUUUUUUUUUUUCCAAAUAAAUGAAUCAGGAAAUCAGUCCAAUUAGGGCAGGGGGCCUCAGCUUUCCAGUCAGAAAGCCUGGAUUUCUUUUCCUGCUCAGGCUGGGAUUGAAGCCACCUUCAACAACUGGAUCAUGGCUUCCUGCCAGCGUCUCAGGGGUUGACUAGCUGCCCUUGUCUGGGGUUUAUGAACCCUGAGACGGAAGGUGCUUCAUCCGUGUACAGCUACAGCGCCACCUGAACAACAGUGAUUGCCAAAGUUUAAAUAAUACCUUAAAUGCUUUAAAGGGGUUUGUAUUUAAGGAAGGGAGAAAAGAAGGAAAGAAGCAAGGAAAUAGGAAGAAGGGAGGGCACAGAGAAAAAGAGAGGCAGAAAGUGAGGGAGAAAAGAGAAAGCUACAUUACUUAUUUGAAAAUAAAAGGAACACCCUGGGCUGUAAUAAUGUCAGGCUCAAUCUCUUGAAAAAUGUAGAAUGAUUUAAAUGGCCUGCAUUCAUUUUAUCUUUUUUUUUUUUAAAAAAAAACCUUUAGUGGUUAGCCAGGACCAGCACAAUCAUAUUGGGCUUGGUAUAAAUCCGAAUGAAAAGAGCACAAAUAACAUUCAUUAGUUGCUCAGGGAUUUUUCCUGUGGUGCUAUUUAAAUUAUACAAAAAUUCUUAAGACUUUAGGCUACUCGACCAAGAAAACAGAACAAAACAAAGACCGUGUUUUCUCUAAUUCCGUUGUGGAAUGUAAGUGAAAUCAGAGUCCUAGGCUAGGAAGAAAUACAUAGGUAAUUUUUCUUGUGUGGGUUUUGGUUUCUGUCAUGUUGUUUAUUGGCUAUAGAUUCUGUCUUUUAUGUUAUCUGACUUUUUUAGAGCGAAUAAUUAGUUUCUGUCCACCUAGAUUUAAAUCCAUGACCACCUUCUUGCUCUACUCUGAAGAUAAUCAUUAAGAACCUUUCUUUCCCCAGUUCCAAAACGUUCUCAGUGUCUUUAAUGUGUGUUUAUUUUCUUCCCAAUUCUUUCAAAGAUUUAACUCCCAUGAUACUUCCUCCCCCCGCCCCAGGAAACACCAGAAACAUGUAUAAUUAUAAUUCACCAGUUUAAUUAUGUGAGCAUGUUGAGUACUUACAUGCAGGUCCAUUAAGUUUUCACUAACAAAUAUUUUUUCAUGCAAAAGCAAUAAAUAACAUUGUGCUUCCAAAAUGUUCAGAAUACAUUUGGGUAGUAAUACUUUCCUAGACUUACAAUAAUUAUUGAAAGUAUUCUUACGACAUCUUUAAAUGGAUACACAGGUCAGUUACAACAUACAAAAUGUAAUGGUG
Chlorocebus sabaeus (green monkey) is the source of this 6000-nucleotide messenger RNA. It is a transcript of the gene CEP41, whose product is annotated as centrosomal protein 41. Gene Ontology annotation, cellular component: ciliary basal body. Gene Ontology annotation, biological process: cilium assembly. The record is from RefSeq and is a predicted model, not a curated record. Lineage: Eukaryota; Metazoa; Chordata; Mammalia; Primates; Cercopithecidae.